AUGCCAAACGGAGCUGGGUCCAAGUCUUCAGCAUCGGCUCCAGCCGGGGUGGGCGACGGCGACUCUAUUAUCAACAGCAGCGCCAGCAGUAAUGUGAACGGCAAUUUCUCCAAGGCUCUGAACUCCGGCGCUGUGUCGCCCGCUUCGAAGAAGUCGCCUCGCCUGCCCAAGUGCGCUCGGUGCAGAAAUCACGGCUACGUGUCGGCUCUGAAGGGACACAAGAGAUUCUGCAUGUGGAGGGAGUGCCAGUGUAAGAAAUGUAACCUGAUCGCAGAGAGGCAGCGAGUCAUGGCAGCACAGGUGGCUCUCAGGAGACAGCAAGCCCAGGAGGAAGAGCUGGGGAUCAGCCGACCCAUUCCGCUGCCUGGAGCCGCGGAGCUGCUCAUCAAGAGAGAGAAUGCGACCCCGAACAGCUCCUGCGCUCUGGGGACUGGAGGAUCCGGGUUGUCGUCGAACCCCAACACACCGGCCACUUCGUCAGCCACAUGUAGUCCAGACCAAAUAGGGGGGCGUUUGCAUCUCCAGGAUAUCCCUUCUAUAACCAGCAGAGGGCACCUGGAGGCCACCCCAGACCUGGUAGUGGACUCAUCCUACUACAGCAACUUCUAUCAGCCAUCUCUCUACCCAGCUUACUACAACAAUUUAUACAACUAUCCCCAGUACCAGGUGGCGGUGGCAGGGGAUUCACCUGCUUCUGACGUAAGCUCCACACUGGGAGGGACAACUGUGAAAAACAGCCUUCGGGGCCUCUCUGCAUCAUUAGUGUCUGGUCAGACAGGAAACCAGUGGCAGCAAAUGAAAACUCCAGAGAACCGGUUUUCAGGCCACAAUGUGACACCACAGUACAGGAUGCAUUCUUACUACUCUGCUGCCUCAUACCUGGGUCAAGGCCUAAGCACAGCUGCUUGUGUUCCUCAGCUGUUUACUCUGGAAGAUGGCUCCUCUUUCUCGGAUGUAAAAUCCAAUGGCACCAGGAGAUUGAGGCCCCUAAGCCUGUCCAGCACGACCAGUGAGAGCCCCCAAACUUCAUCCGAGGAGGAAGCUCCAGAAGAACUGACACGGCACUCACACGCACCCUCCAGAUCAUUGACACACAUGUUGAUUGGUUGCAGGUAUAGAUUAGGCUCGGGCUCACUUUCUUGGGGACACCUCAAUGACACGCCUCCGCAGCAGUCGGAGGCAGGGACAGCCCUGGUCUCCAACAAUUGGACGGCUGUUGGGGAUCAGCCACCUGCUAGGUCUGAGUCAAACGAUGAGCCUCUGGAAGCGGCCGUCAACCCAAUGCUGGAGAUGCAACAACAGGCGGGAACAUUAGGCAGAGAUUGGACAGUCACUCAGCAGACUAGAGCGACCGAUGGAAGAGUCUAUCCUCGUUCUGUCUGA
Carcharodon carcharias (great white shark) is the source of this 1383-nucleotide messenger RNA. RefSeq names its product doublesex and mab-3 related transcription factor 1 (gene dmrt1). Gene Ontology annotation, biological process: sex differentiation; regulation of transcription by RNA polymerase II. Lineage: Eukaryota; Metazoa; Chordata; Chondrichthyes; Lamniformes; Lamnidae. The transcript is spliced from 6 exons. Gene Ontology annotation, molecular function: DNA-binding transcription factor activity, RNA polymerase II-specific; RNA polymerase II cis-regulatory region sequence-specific DNA binding. The record is from RefSeq and is a predicted model, not a curated record. Gene Ontology annotation, cellular component: nucleus. The coding region runs from base 1 to 1383 and encodes 460 amino acids.